Messenger RNA from Emys orbicularis (European pond turtle), 1152 nucleotides. RefSeq names its product zinc finger protein 501-like. Lineage: Eukaryota; Metazoa; Chordata; Testudines; Emydidae. The transcript is spliced from 3 exons. The record is from RefSeq and is a predicted model, not a curated record. The coding region runs from base 1 to 1152 and encodes 383 amino acids.
AUGGAGCGAGGGGAAGAGCUGCAUGUCCCAGAUCUCAGCAAAGGCGAGGACGAUGAGAGCUGGCCGGGCCCCCAAACAGGUGAGAGGCUGGCGAGCGUGGCUGGGGCAGAGGAUGCUGCACCGGGAAGAGGCGGCACCAGCACUGAUGUGGAGCUGGUGGGAGUGUGGCACAAAGACCCUGCUGCGGGGGCAGAGGAAGCUGUGCAAGGAGGCAGUGCCAGGGUGGAGGAGGCUGUACCAGGAGGUAGCGCUGAUGCAGAGCCAUCAGGUGGCCCUUUAAAUGCACACCAGCAGGACGCCCACGCCAGCCAGCGCCCCCACGCCUGCGCUCACUGUGGCAAGAGCUUUGGGCUGCGCUCCACGCUGGCACGGCACUUGCAGACACACAGUGUCGAACGCCUCCACGCCUGCCCUGACUGCCCCCGCCGCUUCCGCCAGCGAACCCACCUGCUCCGGCACCGGCUAGCGCACACAGGUGAACGUCCCUUCCCCUGCCCGGUCUGCGGCAAAGCCUUUGCCCUGAGUGCCACGUUGCUGCGGCACCAGCUGGUGCACACGGGUGAGCGCCCCUACCACUGUGGGGAGUGCGGGCGCAGCUAUACACAGAGCUCCUACCUGCACCAGCGCAGUGCCCACGCUGGCCAGUGCCCCCACACCUGCCCUGACUGCAGCCAUGCCUUUGCUGACCGUGCCAACCUCCUGCGGCACCAGCGGGGCCACACAGGCGCCCGACCCCACACCUGUGCUGAGUGUGGGCGGUGCUUUGCCCAGCUGGCACACCUACGGGAGCACGGGCGCACACACAGCAGGGAGCAGCCAUUCUGCUGCAGUCGGUGUGGCCAAGCCUUUGGGCACCGUUCAGCCCUGGCUGCGCACCAGCGUGCACACAGUGGGCAGCGCCCCUACCCCUGUACCCAGUGUGGGUGCCACUUUGCCCAGCUUGCCAGCCUGGUGGAGCACCGCCGGCGGCACACGGGUGAGAAACCUCACGAGUGCUCCCACUGUGGGCGCCGCUUCCGCCACCGCUCAGCCCUGCUUCGCCACCAGCGCUCCCAUGCUGGGGAGCGCCCCUUCCGCUGCGGGCAGUGCAGUCGUGGCUACACCCGCAGCUCCAACCUCCUGCUGCACCAGCGGGUGCAUGCUGCUGAGUGA